Molecule: messenger RNA, 1644 nt
Organism: Argiope bruennichi
Lineage: Eukaryota; Metazoa; Arthropoda; Arachnida; Araneae; Araneidae
Product: synaptogenesis protein syg-2-like
Exons: 7
Coding region: 1-1644 (547 amino acids)
Source: RefSeq, a predicted model, not a curated record
AUGGAGGCAGUGGCUGGUGGUCGGCUAUCACUCCCCUGUGACAUCACAUCGCCCAUCUCUGAUGAUGAGGUCUACUUGGUCCUCUGGUAUAAAGACGAAGUGGCCACUCCCAUUUACAGUCUAGAUGCCAGACGGGGUCCUCUGGGUCAAGCCAGGCACGCGACAAACGAGCAGCUAGCUGGAAGAGCCUAUUUCAGUUCAGUUCCACAGCCGGCAGUUUUGGAGAUUGAUAGAGUGUCCUUGGAGGACGAAGGUCUUUAUCGAUGCCGAGUGGAUUUUAGGAAGGCGAGGACGCAACAUUCUGCCCUCAUCGUUUCUGUUGCAGUUCCCCCAGGAGUUCCCAUUAUAAAGGAUUACAAUGGAAAAAUGCUGAGUGGAGUGAUCGGCCCUUUCAGCGAAGGUGACAGUUUGCAUCUGAUUUGCGAAGCUGAAGGAGGCAAACCUACACCGUCUCUCGUCUGGUGGCGCAGUCGGAGAGUUGUCGAUGACAGCUACGAAGUAUUGGAGCAAGGGAUUACAAGAAACGAGCUUUUUAUCGAAAAACUACAGCGACGAGAUCUAAUGGCCACUCUCACUUGUCAGACAACCAACAACAAAAUAUCGCCGCCCUUAGAAGCAUCUGUGACUCUGGAUAUCCACUUCAGACCACUUUCUGUCAGCGUGAAGGGAAAACGAAAACGACUGUCAGCCAUGAAGACAGUCCAGUUUGAAUGUGAAGCCAAAGGAUCUCGUCCACCGGCUGUCAUUUCUUGGAGAAAAGGUAGCUACAAGUUGAAAAAUGCAGUGACCAGAGUAUCUGCACAAGGCAAUGUCACCACCAGCACACUGACUUUCACCCCUACCAGUGAUGACAAUGGAAAAUUCCUCUACUGCCAAGCGGAUAAUCCAGCCAUACCGGGAAGCGCUAUUGAAGAUGGUUGGAAACUAGAUGUACACUAUGUGCCCCAACUCAACCUCCGCCUGGGCAGCAAACUUCGUCAUUCAAACAUCGUUGAAGACAUGGACGUGUACUUCGAAUGCAACAUCCGGGCCAACCCUUGGGUGACGGAGACUGGGUGGAGGUUCGAGGGGUUGGAUUUACAUAACAACGCAUCCGCAGGCAUUGUCCUGAGCAAUCAAUCACUGGUGCUCCAGAAAGUCAAUCGCAGCCACAGAGGGAGGUACAGCUGCACCGCCAUCAACAACGAAGGUCAAGGCGAGAGCAAUCAUGUUUACCUAAGGGUUCAGUAUUCGCCCAUCUGCAGGCCGGAUCAAGAGACCACAUUCACGGCCGUGAUAAAUCGUCCAGUCCAAAUCCAGUGCGAAGUAGAAGCGGACAUGGAUGACGUAAAUUUCCGCUGGGAAUUCAACGGCACUUCUCCUGGAGGGGACGUGCAGGUCAUCUCAGUUCCAGGGACAACUACAAAAAGCGUGGUAAAUUACACACCCAGAUCGGAAAGCGACUUCGGAACGGUAUAUUGCUGGGGGACGAACAAUGUGGGAACUCAAAGUAAUCCAUGUGCCUUCUUCGUCAUUCCAGCAGACUUUCUUGACGAAACAUGGAAUAACAGUCGUCUCUCAUCCUCUCUACUCUUCAGAUAUGGCUCCUUGCGACUUCUGGUUAUUUCUGGAAGUGAAGAUAACAUUGAAAGGAUCCUGUUUUGA